Molecule: messenger RNA, 1374 nt
Organism: Haliotis rufescens (red abalone)
Lineage: Eukaryota; Metazoa; Mollusca; Gastropoda; Lepetellida; Haliotidae
Product: myoglobin-like
Exons: 13
Coding region: 57-1250 (397 amino acids)
Biological process (GO): 'de novo' NAD+ biosynthetic process from L-tryptophan
Cellular component (GO): cytoplasm
Molecular function (GO): heme binding; metal ion binding; L-tryptophan 2,3-dioxygenase activity
Source: RefSeq, a predicted model, not a curated record
UUUGCAAUGUACAGCCAUUUCCAUUCACGCGUGCACCAGACAGCGGGACAGACAGUAUGUCUGACUCUAUACAACUAACUGACUACCACGUGUCCACAGAAACAGGAUUUUUGUUGGAGAAGCCUCAGGAAUAUUUACCAGAUUACUUUGAGCCAUGGAACCGCCUGGCGAAGUCUAUGCCAGACCUGGUAACCAGGCACAUGAUGCGAGAGGCCGUGAGAGAGAUGCCCCUGUUAGAUCACUCCAAGUUGGCCGGGUACCGUCAGAAGCGGUUGGCCCACCUGCAGUUGGUUCUCAUAACAUCCGGGUACAUGUGGCAGGAGGGGGAUGCAGGAGUAGUAGAGCGUCUACCUGAAUGUGUUGCGGUACCACUGUGGCAUGUUUCCAACACCCUGGGUCUGAAGCCGGUCAUCAGCCACCCUGAUGUGUGUCUGGCUAACUGGAAGUAUACUUAUGACAAAGGGGAGAUCGAGGUUCUGUACGCACUUCCUGGAGGAUCAAGCAGCAACUGGUUCUUCAAGGUUACCUGCUUCGUAGAGUUGGCCUUCGCCAAAAAUUUACCGUCAGUCCAGAAUGUACUAGAUGGCGUCGUGGCAGAUGACAAUGUCAAGGUCACAUCCGGGCUAGCAGGUCUGACGACUAUGGUCGGGAACAUGCAGUCUGCCUUGUGUAGGAUGCAUGAACAUUUAUCAGCUGAUACAUUCUACAACACAGUGCGGCCAUAUCUUGGAGGAUGGGGUGGAUCGUCCAGCCCUCUCCCCGAUGGGAUUAUUUAUGAAGGUAUAUCAGAGGAGCCAGUUCAGGUUAUUGGUGGGAGUGCAGCUCAGAGCACAACGCUUCAGCUCAUUGACGUUCUCCUCGGAGUCAUACAUAAGCCGGACAAACAGGCCUUCCUGGAUGAGAUGAGGGACUACAUGCCUCCCGCCCACAAACAGCUGGUCCUUGAUGUGAUGGAAAUGCCACGGAAAUUGCCUUCUAUGGUGGCAGAUUCAGGAGACACAGAUCUGACAAAAGCUUACAACAAGUGUCUGACAGCUGUCACCCAGUUCCGCAGUUACCACAUACAGGUCGUAACAAAGUAUAUCGUGUCAGCUUCCAAGAGAACGAGUGAUGAGAACAACUACCAGAGUCUUGCUGACAAGGGCACCGGUGGAUCAGAUCUUCUGCCUUUCCUGAAGGCCCUGAGAGACGACACUAAGAGGAAAAGAACCAAUAGCGACAGCAGUAUGACAGCAGAGUUCCAACAGUGAUAGUCAAUCUUCCCGAGGCAUGGGCAUAAACUGACUAUAUAAGUCCAGUUUCCACCCAUGCCGAACUUGGCUGGAAUUUCUUAGCUCUAUCAUAGCGGCUGUUACGAGUUAUGUCCCUUUAAUG